AAUAUAAGUACAAAAGUUCAGACGGCUGUUCAUCGGUGUUUGCUCUUCAGCACUCUGCACUAUCAAAAUUCCAUAAAAUAUCCAACGAAUCUGAAAGCCAUGGCAGUUGUCCCUAUUCAACACAAAGUGUCAGAAGAGCUAAACAGCGAUAACCGCGAUGUUGCAGAUCUGUGGAAGGACGCGCUUAAGGCUUAUAAAGGCAUUGUCGGCUUCGACCUUGAACGCAAGUUUGAUGAUGUCCAAGGCAUGAUCAACCAAGGCACUAAAGAGAUGGAAAACUUCCAUAAAUUUCGGCAUAAUGACAAAAAAGUUGACAAGUUGCGAAGCCUUUUUGCGGCGAAUCUCGACUACAUUGAGAAAGGCGCACAACAGCUCGUCUCGGCUGCUGUGCCAGCCUUUCCCCCAGCUGCUGCCAUUGGGACAGCGGUUACUUUCAUGCUGAGCGCAUGUCGGAAGGUUUCGGCUGACUACGACAUUGUCAUGGUCUUUUUCGAAGACAUGAACAGUUUCUUGCAGCGAAUCGUUAUUUUAGAGACCAGGCUGCCAAAGUAUAAGGCAUAUCAGAACUGUUUGAUGGAUGUCUUCACGUCCUUUCUUACUAUGUGCGGUUUUGCGCACAAAUACAUUGAACUUGGGCGAUUCAGCCCCUGGUCUCAGCUUUAUGCCAUGCACUUUAUCCAGGACGGAGAAAGGCUAACUUUUGCAGAAAAAUGGAUCAGCAACCUAAUCCAAGGUGAAGACAGCGAACUAGGAGGGGCUAGAAAGAAAAUGGACUUGAGAAUUCGUCGUCUGCAGGAAGCCACCGAGUAUGCCAUUCUGGGCAACACAGAAGAGAUCCAGAAGAUGACCUCUGAGCUGCAAAUAAACCAACAGUCACAUACUGCGAUGCUCGAGGAACAAAUGCAGGUCAUGAAUGUUGUCCGAGACACUACUGAGCAUAUUCGCAACGACAUGGCCAAACUGCUCAGGGCGUUUGAGGACCAACAAAGAAAGGACCGCGGCAGUGAGCAAAGGAUCAAAACUUCGGCUGCAGAACAUAAAACACCACCAUCAGCGAAUGGAAUUCGGAACACAUUGCCGGAGGUGAUAGGUGAAAAUCAUGAGUACCAGAUUCUGAAAGAGACUGCUGUGGCCGAUACAUGCUCCUGGAUCUUUCGGGAGCCUGAGUGGGAGAAAUGGCUGAAUCAAGAUGCGGCGCAACAUGCUGUUCUGGCCAUCACUGGAAGCCCAGGCUCUGGAAAGAGCCAUAUUGCGUUAUCCAUAUUUGAGAAGCUCAAACAAGAAGCCGAGAAAGAUGCAUCUAAGCAUACAUGUGCAGCACAAUUCUAUUUCCGCGAGCAGAACGAAAACUUAUCCUCUUUCGUCAAUGGCAUUGCUACUGUCAUCAACCAAGUGGCCGAGCAAAGCCCACCGCUCUGCGAAUUGAUAUACGCUGAGAUUGUCAAGGAUAAUACCGAUAUCAACUUUUGGAGCCCCCUUGAUCUCAUUCAAAAGAUCCUUGGUGUAGCAUUCAGUAAGACAUCGAAGAAUCGCCUCCUCUUAGUAUUCGAUGGUAUCGACGAGAUCGAUGAAGAUUAUCUUCCCGAGUUCGCACAGUUCUUGAAUAUCUUGAAUGAGGAUGAAUUGAGAAUCUCUUGUGUCUUCACCGCCCGACCUGAAAUUGCAAUUCAGGGUUCAGAGUCAACUCCGACACUAAGUAUUACAGUAACAAAAGAAAAGCAAAUGGAGGACCUACGAACAGUCAUAUGGGCUCGUAUGAAUUCUUUAGACCAUCUCAAGUGGUUCAGCCGAUACGUUCAGCAACGGGUGGCUGACAAGUUAGAAGAAUCAGCACCAAGCCUUCUCUAUGCCGAACACCUGCUAGGGAAACUCAAUGCACUUGGAAGAGAGGGUGCAGUAAUAAGAAGUCUAGAAAGGCCUCUGCCGUCUACUCUUCACGAGUUGUACGAAACAUCCAUAGAAGAAUGCAUUCGCCGUACUGAAUCCAGUUAUCGCGAACUCGUUGUCAAAUUGCUUCAUUGGACGGCAUUUUCGUUCAGGCCUUUGACACUUGACGAAGUAGUUUCAUUACUGAGAUAUUGGGUCGGGUCUAGCGAAUUCGAUAUUGAGGAUAUUCCGGCACCAUUUGCAAAGAUCCUCCAAAUUGGUGGUGCUGAUUCUGACGCGGAAAGUCGAGCAAAGAUGGAAUAUCGCGGUGGGUGGAGCACUGCUGUCGCUGAACUGGAUACCUCUCAGAAAUCUUCCAGCUCAGACGGCAUCUACGAUGACGGAGCCCUUUCUAUCAAGUUCAAAGAGCGAUCAAUGCGAGGCUUCUAUCUUGCAGAACCUACAACUCCGACAAAAACUCAUCUUCAGCCCUCAGAAGUUCACCGCCAAAUGUUCCUUGACUGUGCUAGACUUAUAUGGCCAAAAGAGUUUGAUCGCACAGAAAUCGAUGAGAACCUUAGAGAAUAUGCUGUCAGCCACCUUAUCACUCAUUGGCGCAAUAUCGACUUGGAGAAGCAUGACGUGCAACAAAGAGUUGAAGCAAUGGAGGCUCUGGCUUCAACUUUUCUUGAUCUGAAGUCUUUCGCAAUGGUCCAAGAGUCUAAGGAGCCGAUAUACAAGGAACACAUCAACGAGGAGUUCUUUGAGCAGCUCGCAAAGUGGAGUAACAUUCUUAAUGUCGUCGGAACCCAGCUCAGCACAGAUGCAGCAGAGUGGUGGAAUGAGGUUGCUACUCGUCCUCAAAACUGCCUUCUUCAUCUUAUCCAAGGGCAUAUACGCAGACUAUCUUUUGCUACAGAUCUUAGAGAUGUCUGGAUCUCGUAUCUAGCAGUAAGAUCGGCUCUAACAGCUGUUCACCAGGAUACGAUCUUAAUAGACCAAGCAAGGAAGAAUUUUGAGUCAGAACUCGGGGAUACCUCUGAUUAUCUUGAUGAUAAACAAGCAAUUCUUGGUAUUGAGGGCCUCUUUAAGGACGUUCAGCAUGGUUCAAAAGGUUAUCACUCUCUCGCGUCUCUUCUAAUCUAUUUCGAGCAAGUAAAGCCUGCAGAGGUCACUUGCCAAAAGGCCAUUGAUGCCUCCCAGACAGCACUGGAAAAGGUGGAGUCACUCCAACUUAUGGCUCGGGUCCACCGGAGAACCAACCUGCAAGCCGCAUAUGAGGAUAUACUAGGUUGUCUAGAACUCCUCGAAGAUGAAGAUGUGCCUACAUUACUACGUCGUACGGUUUACGUGACAAAGGCCAGAAUCGAAACCGAACUUGGGAAGCGCGAUGAAGCGGCGGCCUCGUACGCGAAGGCAAGAUCGGUUGACCCGAAUGGACUCGCCACUGGUGAUGUUCUUGAAGAAGAGCUUCAGCUGUUUGAGAAAGUGCCCGGAAAGAAAGUGUUUAUGAGUACUCUGAAAGGCUGGAGCGCACUCGAGCGGCUGACCUGGCUUUGCUGGCAGUACGAUGUCCAAAGUCACGAACGAGUACUUCUUCCCUUAGAUGUGGCCGUCGAAACAGGAGAAACCGCCUUCAUCAUCGAAAUGUAUCAAGAGUCGAUUAAGUAUCUGGAUAACGUUAACGCGGCGGCACCGAUGCGAGUCGAUCUAGCAUACUUCCAAAUUCACGUUCGCGGUGACCUCGAAGCUGCUCGGAAACUACUCGACGAAGUUUUGGACAGCGGAUCCACUGGAUGGCCUUACGCUGUUACUGGCGAGAGCCCCGAUAAGACCUUGAGUCGUGCCAUAAACAUUCAAAGCGAAGUUCUGUAUCGUCUAUUCCAAGAUUCGUCAGAUGUCAAGUAUAAAAUGGAACUUCUUGCGUCACUUGAAGGCCUCCUGACGCGCAAUCUUCCCCUCGACGUACCACCCAUCUCAAACACAUCUCUUCUCUACCACCACAUUAUCCAGGCUCGGAUGUAUUUCAAGCUGGGGCCGACCAUCAAGUUCCAGGAGACUCUUGAGAGUGUGAUCACUGCUUCUAUCGAUGCCUUAAAUGACGAAGUGAGUUGGAACGACUGGGAGAAUCUGAUGCGACUAGCAACCUCUCUCCAAAUCCUUGGAGGGUGUAUCAGAAAUGGGAAUAAGCUUGAAAGAAUGGCUCAAAUUUUGCUCUCUGCCCAAUUCUGCCACCUUGAAUCCGCAACUGGGAGUCAGGAAGAAGAGACUAAAGAUGAAGGCGGUAACGACGAUAAAGACAACCAAGGUUUGAACAAACGUAAUGAAGAGGGUGGGAAGCCAAUCAACGAGGGUGACUUGGACGACAAUGCUGAUCAGUGGUGUUUUGGGGACUGUGAACCCAGAGUCAAAUUUCUCUGGUGGGGAGAGCGGACUGCGUACCGGUGUCUGGUCUGUUUCGAUUGUUUCCUUUGCGAAGACUGUUACCACAAAAGAAAGGCCAGCAGCAAUUGUGCAGAACGCAAAAAGGCAACAGUUCUGUGCGCAGGUGAUCAUGAAUACAUCCGAGGCCCCAUCAAAGGUUGGAAAGGAGUGGUAGGAGGAAAAGUAUUGAUUGAGGGUGAAGAAGCGGUGGAAUUCAGCGCCCUUCUCCAACAAAUCGAGGAGAUAUGCAAAGAGGCCUGGGAGUCUUUCUGGAAGAAUUAG
Messenger RNA from Colletotrichum truncatum, 4572 nucleotides. The record is from RefSeq and is a predicted model, not a curated record. NCBI's taxonomy places the organism in Eukaryota, Fungi, Ascomycota, Sordariomycetes, Glomerellales, Glomerellaceae.